Diversispora eburnea is the source of this 1538-nucleotide messenger RNA. NCBI's taxonomy places the organism in Eukaryota, Fungi, Glomeromycota, Glomeromycetes, Diversisporales, Diversisporaceae. The record is from the annotation of a GenBank genome assembly.
AUGUGGUCUAAAUCUUUCCACAUAUCAGAAAUAUCAACAACAUUUAAAUCGGAAAAAUUCUUGCCGACCUAAGAAUUUUACUCAAGCUCCAAUAGGAAAUCCAGCUACAGCCCCUGUUCUAGUGCAAAAUAUUACUCCAACGCAAAAUCCAGCACCAGCUCCAGAGGGCAAUCUCAUUUCGUUCGAUGAAAACCCACCAACACUCCAGCUGAGAGAAGAAAAUGUGCCGGCAGUCGACCUUUUAACUGACGAUAUAAAAGUAGGGCCAAGUUCUAUUAUUCAAGGAGAACAAAAAAAGAAAUCAAUAUUAACGAUAGAUGAAUUAAUGAAAUGGUUAUCAAAACCAGGAAUUAAAAAUAAUAAAAAGAUUAGGUCAGAACCUAUACCAAAGACAGAUGAAGAAUGGUUCGAUUUAAUGGAGUCGGAUGAUGACGAUAAAGAUAGAGAACCCAGUGAUUCAGAAUAUGAUACUGCUGAAGAAGAACCAGAUAUUCAUUUUGAAAAAAUUAAUGAUCCAUACAUUAAUAGAAUAUCGGAAGCUAAAAAAUUUAAUGAAGGUGAAGUAUGUGAUUAUUAUGCAUUUGUACCAAAAGAAUACUAUGCUGAAGGUGAGCCGUUAGCUUUCUUUGAAUCUAUUGAGGAAAAAAUUGCUAAUAUAUAUAAAAAAGAAUUAACUUUAAAAGGAGGGUUAAAGGUGAGAAUUGUAUUAAUAGCAUAUAUGAAGAAAAUUACGCCAGAAUCUCAAGAGCCAUUAUUUAAGUCAAUUCCAUUCAAACAUAAUACAAUAGAAAUUAUAAGAGAAGAUCGAAUUAAUGCAAGUAUAGAAAAAGGAUAUAAUGAAAUUAUAGAUGAAAUAGAAGAUGAGGCGUUACAAGAAUCCGGAUGGUCAUUCGUCCGAGCAGAAGAGGUAUUUCUUGAAAUAAGCGCUUUUAGACCAUUGCGAGGUAGUAGUUAUCUACCUUUAUUAGAAGCUUUAGAUAAACCUCAACUAGGAUUAAUUAAUCCACAAAAUAGGGACGAUAAUGAGUGUUUUAAAUGGUGUAUAAGUGCAUAUCACACAAGAGAGGAAGUAAAAAAAGCUAAUAAAAAGCCACUGCAUCUUAAUGAAAUCCGGAGACUUAGACGAAAUGCUAAUAUAGCAAAUUAUAAUAGCAUAAAAUUUCCAGCAACAUUAUACGAUAUAGAUAAAUUCGAGGAAAUUAACCCUAACUAUGCUAUUAAUAUAUUUAGGCCAGUUUAUAAAGAAGCUUUCGGAAAAAUAAUAGUAGAUAUAGACCCAUUACAUAUUUCAGAACGAAAUUACCAGGUCGAGCAUAUGAUAGAUUUAUUAUAUUUAACAGAAGGUGAGGAGAGUUUAAAUGAUCGAAAAAAUCCUAACGAUAUACCAGAAGGACUUAAAACACAUUAUGUCCUUAUAACAGAUUUUACACGAUUGAUGCGUAAAUGGAACAAUCAUCAUGAUAAAAAAUACUUCUGCCAAAAAUGCUUACGAUUUCCUUAUAGUCGACUAGAUUUAUUAGAAAAGCAUAUUCCAACAU